CAGGAGGCGGGACAAAGCCUGGCUUCCGAGGCUCCGCCUCCUCGUGAUGCUGCUUGGAUUUCCGCUGUAGGACUCGAGCUGUUCUGGUCCUCCUGCCAGUGACUGGGUCCGAGAUGGCGUCGGACUCGGGGGACCGGGAGACCGCCUGCACGUUGGAGUUCGCCGUGCAGAUGACCUGUCAGAGCUGUGUGGACGCAGUGCGCAGGUCCCUGCAAGGGGUGGCAGGUGUCCAGAGUGUAGAAGUGCAGUUGGAGAACCAGAUGGUCCUGGUGCAGACCACCCUGCCCAGCCAGGAGGUGCAGGCUCUCUUAGAAGGAACGGGGCGGCAGGCGGUACUCAAGGGCAUGGGCACGGGCCUAUUGCAGAAUCUGGGGGCAGCAGUGGCCAUUCUAGGAGGCCCUGGCCCUGUGCAGGGGGUGGUGCGCUUCCUACAGCUGACCCCUGAGCGCUGCCUCAUUGAGGGAACCAUUGAUGGCCUGGAGCCUGGGCCACACGGACUCCAUGUCCAUCAGUUCGGGGACCUCACAAGGAACUGCAACAGCUGUGGGGACCACUUUAACCCUGAUGGAACAUCUCAUGGGGGCCCUCGGGACUCUGACCGGCACCGGGGAGACCUGGGGAACGUCCACGCUGAUGCUAAUGGCCAAGCCAUCUUCAGGAUAGAGGAUGAGCAGCUGAAGGUAUGGGAUGUGAUUGGCCGAAGCCUGGUCAUUGAUGAGGGAGAAGACGACCUGGGCCGGGGCGGCCAUCCCUUAUCCAAGAUCACGGGGAACUCAGGAGAGAGGUUGGCCUGUGGCAUCAUUGCACGCUCCGCUGGCCUUUUCCAGAACCCCAAGCAGAUCUGCACCUGCGACGGCCUCACCAUCUGGGAGGAGCGAGGCCGGCCCAUUGCUGGCAAGGGACGAAAGGAACCGUCGCAGCCAUCCCAGCCCCCUGCCCACCUCUGAGCAAGGCCUCCGCCUCAGUCUCAGGUCCACCAUCCUCCCAGCUGAUGCCAUCCUCUUCCAGGGGAUGGGGGAGCCCUGCUUGCCUAGUCCGAGAACAAGGGUACGGGGUGUGCAGGGAUUGCUGUGACGCUCCCUUGGCAAAGUAAAGUUUUUCUAUUCAUAUGGAA
This is a messenger RNA of Myotis lucifugus (little brown bat), 1114 nucleotides long. RefSeq names its product copper chaperone for superoxide dismutase (gene CCS). Lineage: Eukaryota; Metazoa; Chordata; Mammalia; Chiroptera; Vespertilionidae. The coding region runs from base 114 to 947 and encodes 277 amino acids. Gene Ontology annotation, molecular function: copper ion binding. The record is from RefSeq and is a predicted model, not a curated record. The transcript has 8 exons. Gene Ontology annotation, biological process: removal of superoxide radicals.